Messenger RNA from Daucus carota subsp. sativus, 4303 nucleotides. RefSeq names its product pentatricopeptide repeat-containing protein At5g04780, mitochondrial. The transcript is spliced from 4 exons. Bases 312 to 1721 code for a protein of 469 amino acids. Gene Ontology annotation, molecular function: protein binding; RNA binding. Gene Ontology annotation, cellular component: intracellular membrane-bounded organelle. The record is from RefSeq and is a predicted model, not a curated record. Gene Ontology annotation, biological process: RNA modification. Lineage: Eukaryota; Viridiplantae; Streptophyta; Magnoliopsida; Apiales; Apiaceae.
CGUGUAAAGGGGGGAUUAUAGUAGUUGGUGUUGGAUUUGUUUUGUCAAACAUAACUUUAAAACGUUUGAAAUGUACAAUGGAGAGACCGGAGCAUGUUCUCUGAAUCCCAUUACAAAUUUCACCAGCGACAGAUCUUGAUAUUAUUUAGAUUAGGUUAAAAUGCAUCAAAUUUCAUAAUUUCAUACAAUCUGUCAAAUUUCAUAAUUGUAAGGUUGUUUUCAAAAUAUUUAGUCUAAACCCCCGAAAAAAGUACAAGUAACAUAGUAACUUGAUUACCAAGCUUCCUGCGCGCGAUACAUGCCCCCAGUAAAUGGCCAAUGUUGAUUCUUUAGCUCAUCACUUAGACCAUUUCUCCCGCACAAAAAACAUAUCUGCAGUUAAGAAAUUUCAUGCACACUUUCUGAGAACAGGCUUAUUCUUUUUCUAUAACAAUCUUCAAGCCAAGCUCAUUUUCUCAUACACAAAUUGCAUUCAAAACGCCCACUCAAGAACCCUAACAAAUUUCUUCAAUUACAUCAACCCAACCACCCCAUUACCUUUCAAUACUAUUUUAUCACACUUUUGCAAAAAUGGGUUGUAUUCUUUAGCAGUCGAAACUUGCAGUUUCAUGCAUUUUCGUGGGGUUAGUAUAGAUACAUAUGCUGUAUGUAGCUCUUUAACGGCUUCAAGUUGUAAUAAAGAUGUUAAGUUUGGGAAGUUAAUGCAUGCCCAUGUCGUGAAAUCUGGGUUUGCGUCUAGUGUGUUUGUGGGUAGUGCUUUGGUUCAUUAUUAUGUGAAAUUGUUGCUUAUUAAUGAUGCAGCUUCUCUGUUUGAUGAAAUUCCUGUGAAGAAUACUUGGUGUGUGAAUGCACUUUUGUCGGGUUAUGGGGAAGCUAAAAUGUGGGGUGAAGGGCUUAAGUUAGUCCAAGGAAUGCGUAGACUGAAUUUGAGUUGUGAUAAUUUUACGUUGACAUCUGCAUUGCAGGCGUGUGCUGGACAAUGCGCUAUAAAGUUAGGUAGGGAGGUACAUGCAAAAAUGCUACGCAGUGUUUUUGAUGUUGAACGUGAUGUGUUUCUGCAAAGUUCUUUGGUUGAAAUGUAUGGUAAAUGUGGAUUAGUGGAGAAGGCUUGGCAAGUUUUUAGUAUGGUGGGAUAUGAAAGGGAAGGUAAAAGAAUGUGGGAUGUUGUUUUAUGGACUUCAAUGCUUGGUGUGUAUGGAAGAAACGGUAAUCAUAAAGAGGUGAUACUAUUGUUUCAAGAGAUGUUGAUGGAGGGGAUCAGGCCAGAUGAAGUGGCACUCGUCACGGUUUUAUCAGCUUGUAGUCACACCGGUCAAGUGGAUCUUGGAAUUGAAUAUUUCAAUUUUAUGAAAAGCUCGGGUCUAUCCCCAAUGCCAGAGCACUAUAGUUGCCUUGUUGAUUUGUUUUGCAGGGCUGGUGAGUUGGAUAAGGCAUGGACACUUAUUGAUGGUAUGCCCCAUUAUAAGAACGGCAAGUUCACUGUUUCUUUGUGGGGAGCAUUGCUGAGUGCCUGUAGUGAUUAUGGGAAUGUCUCUUGCGGUAGAUUGGCUGCUCAAAGAGCACUUGAACUAGAUCCUCAAAAUGUUGGAAUAUAUGUUCUCUUGUCAAAUAUGUAUGCAAGGCAUCAAAUGUGGAAAGAAACUGAUGAUCUAAGGGAUUUAAUCAAAGGAACGGGGCUAAGGAAAGAUGUUGGUACAAGUCGGAUAGAGGUCACAAAUUGAAUUGAGGCAGUCGCUUAAAGUACUCUUUAUUCAAGUUGGGUAUCUUUCUUUGUAAGUAUCUGCUUGGUAUUCCGGUCGCUAUCAAAUUUUUGGAAAAUGCUUGGUGUACAGAAUUGUGUACAAAAGUUUGUACAUAAUGACAUGUGGUGGAUUUUAAUCGGAAUAGGCCCCCUGUAUUCACAUCAACAACCCCAAUUAAAACAUUCCACAUCAAUUGCCAUGUCAUUAUGUACAAAUUUUCUGUACACCUAGCACUAAUCCAAAUUUUUUCUUUGUGCAAGGGCGGGCAGGUGGUGAAAAGAGAGCAAGAAAAACAGCAAAGUGAAUAACUGAUCACUCCCUAAAUGUGGCACUGGUGGGUGACAUCUAGACACCAAGCAAUAUUAUCAAAUUGAGUUAAUAAGAGUACCUGGACAUCCAGCUUAAAAGUAUGCUGUAAACCUGGAUUCACAAAGAGGUUGAAAUGUUCUCUGACAUAAGCAAUACUGUGAUUGCUCUUCAAUGCAUUGAAAAUUAAACUUUCAAGCAAAUAAGCAACCAAAAUUUUGGAGAUACAAACACUCCUUUCAUCGUUGUGCUGACAUGGAUUACAAACAUUUUUAUUUGAGAUCAUUUUAGCAAGUGAACUUUUCAGAAUUGAUGUCUCACAAUCAAGCAUUCCAAAAUAAAGUGAGACGUAUUCAAUUGUCCUCUACCAGUCACUAACCUGGUUAAUCAUAUCAGGCCACCAAAUAAGCAUUCCAAAGUAACAGGACCCAAAUAAGGAUUUGAAAGUACUAAUUCAAAAAUGCCAGCAGGAUGAGCCUCACUUUUUUAUAGUGAUUGAAGAAUUAAGUCUAUACCAGGUGAAGUUUAAUUGCCAUAACCCUCCCCCAUCAGGAAGAAUGGGGUUUUACCCCUGUAACUUAACGUACUACUUACUACUAGCUGCUCCAUAUACAAUUUAUGUGUGACCUCUAUCAAGCAAGCAGCUAGUUAGCUUAUAUUGAGAUUUGAUUAUUUUUCAACUUAAACAGAUUUUCGUUAUAUAUAAUUAAGUGCAAAGGUUACUAACAAAGUUGUAUACACUAUCUUGUCUCUGGAAAUCUGAUCAUUAUGGGCCAGGACUUGGAUCUUAGCUGUGAUCUACAAUGUUUCUGUUAAUGAUAUUAGUCGGAUAAAUAGAAAUUAGUGUAUGAGUUGAUAUUACAUGGUUAUUCUACAAUGUAAUGUGAUUUUACCUGUUAUAUUGAUAAUAUGAGAAGAAAAGAAAACCAUAUAAUUCUAAUUAAUAAGGCCUUCUUUUAGUGCUUUUGUUUGGUAGCUACCCCAUAGUGAUUCCCCUGGAUUCGUAUUAUAUAAUUCCCCUCUACACCCUAAUGAACAAGAUGUGCACGUGGAUAUGUAAAGACAUUCAGAAGCAUUGUUCUCCUAGUGUUGUGGUGUAUACUGGUUCUUGAUAGCAACACAUUGCUCUGGAGCUGCAUCAAUUUUUGUUCAAGUAUAACUGUAGAAAUUAUCUCAAGAUACUCUUAUAGCACGGGCAUGUCUUUUUUUCUGACCUCACUCUGGUAUAAUUAUACAACCAAGCACAACAAGGGUGUUGAAUAGCUGCAUUAAAUAGAAACAAACCUUGUCCUUGGGCAUGUUCUCUGUUAUUCCUUUGUAUGCUUUAUAAAGGGGUCUUCUUGUGGUUUUUGAUGGGUCAUCUAUGUGCUGUUAAUGGUCUUCUCUAUUAUUGUUGCUCAUGUCUUUUUUGCAGGUACAGAAUCCUUAUCCAAAAUAAAAACAAUAAAAAGACCAUCUUUGUUAUCUUCAAUCUAGGCGGAUUUAUCCAAAUUGUUGAUUCUUCAAAUAAACAGCUGCAAGUUUGGGCUCGUGGAAUGUUUGUCGUCAAAAGGAACAUGUAUGAGUAGAACAAAAAGGUGAAUACAUAUCUGUCGGACAACUCCAUAUCAAGCAUUAACUCUGUUUAGCCAUAGAACAUGCAUACACAAGUUUUCUCUUCAAUGUGGUGCUCCUUCCAAACCAGUUCCUAAUCAGAUCAUAACUGCUCUGUUUCUGCCUCCCAUUUGAUAGUUCAGUUCAAGGACCACAUUCGGAGACUGGCCCAGAAAAUUCUGCUAGUGGGUACAGAUAUUUAAAACAGGUACAUACUUCAGCCACUAGGCUAGCUGGCCAGAAGUGAUACUUAAUAAAAGUUCAACGUAUAAAAUGAUAUCUGUAUAUGUGCACCAUAAGGGUUUGUUCGUUGAAGGUGUAAAGUUAAACAAACAUCCGGAGCCAGAAAUCUUUUUAGAACCAGGAAGCUUAAUAAAGAACCAAGACCUUGGCAACGUACAAGCUGUGUAAAGUUAAAUUUCGGAGCUACAAGUACCUCUAGAUUCUUACCGUAUGUUUAUAUUGCAGCACAACAAGUACCUCUAGAUUCUUUUCAUGCCCGUGAACAUUCUGAUGUCGUAUAUACGCUCCAAGAUGUAUAAGAUUUAGCUAUCUUGAACCAAAAAUGUAACUGUUGCACUAUCGGUAAAUAUAAUAGCUGCUACAAUUGGUAUCAUUUCUACGUUGCAAAUAUAUCUUGAAAGAAAACAGUGGCACGUUCA